Amphibalanus amphitrite is the source of this 2795-nucleotide messenger RNA. Its product is annotated as palmitoyltransferase ZDHHC6-like. The transcript has 11 exons. The record is from RefSeq and is a predicted model, not a curated record. Gene Ontology annotation, cellular component: Golgi apparatus. NCBI's taxonomy places the organism in Eukaryota, Metazoa, Arthropoda, Thecostraca, Balanomorpha, Balanidae. Gene Ontology annotation, molecular function: palmitoyltransferase activity. Gene Ontology annotation, biological process: protein palmitoylation. Bases 97 to 1563 code for a protein of 488 amino acids.
CAUUUGUAUGAAGUUGGUAUGAGGUGUUCCUAUUGCUAUGCUGUGGUUGUGUGGUGGCUGCUGUAAGUAUUAUAGAAGCCGGUGAAUCGUUCCACAAUGUGCGUGGGCCCGUUCCGAAGAGUGUGCCACUGGGGCCCUCUGACUGCUCUGGGCAUCAUCCAGUCCAUCACCUUGAUGUCAAUCCACUGUUUCUACCUGCUGUGGCCGGCCGAAUCUAAUUGGCUACCUGGGAGGAUCCAAUUUUGGAUAUUCUGUGGGUUCAGCUGUGCGACGCUGUAUGCGUUCCUGAAUGCACUGCUCGUUGGACCGGGAUUUGUACCGAAAGAAUGGAGACCGGAGGACAAAUCUGCCGAGUCGCUGCUACAGUUCUGCUCCUUCUGCCAGGGAUACAAGGCUCCGCGCGCUCACCACUGCAGGAAAUGUAACCGCUGCGUGAUGAAAAUGGACCACCACUGUCCGUGGAUUAACACCUGUGUGGGCCACAGAAAUCACGGCUAUUUCGCCUACUUUCUGCUGUUUGCUGUCCUCGGAUCGCUGCAGGGAGGAAUGACCAUGUCACUGGCGGUGUAUAGAGUGUUCACGGCGCUCUACUACCGCGUAUCGCUACUAGCGCCACCUAUAACGAUGAACGUCUACGCCCUGAUGGGCUGCCUGUUCUGCAUUGGUCUCUCCAUCGGAGUGGUGCUGGCGGUGGGGAUGCUCUUCGUUUAUCAGGCUCUGUCUAUCCUCCGUAACCGUACCGGAGUGGAAGACUGGAUUCUGGAGAAGGCCGUACACAGAAGGAGGGUAGCCUUCCAGAGACGGUGGACAGAACUCAUGGAUCGAGCUGAUCAGGGUGAGGACAUUUCCGAAGAGGAAGCCUCCCUCCGCCCAGAGUUCUUUUUCAACCCGUACGACCUCGGACGGAUGAGGAACUGGAGCUUGGUCAUGUCGCCGCUAGGGGCGCCACUGGGCGACGGGAUAGUGUGGCCCGUGAGAGCCGGGUGCCAUCAGUACACACUGACGGUGGAGCAGCUUGAACAGAAGGCAGAGAAGCGCUCCCGGAUGAGGGAGUACCUCAUCAUUGAGGACUUCUCCGGCUCGUGGGUGCCCAUCUCCAAAGGACUCCGAAUCUGCUGCCACCCUCCCUGCACCGACGAAGCUCGAAUCCCCCUCCGUAGAGGCGACUCCGUUCUCGUGUCUCGCUGGAGAACAUAUUGGCUAUACGGAGAACGGCGGCCUAGACCUACCGAAGGAGCAUGUGGGGCAGCUUUUACAAGCCAGAGUGCUAGCGGUGGAAGCAUUAGCGGCGGUAGAAGUGUAAGCAGAAGUGGAAGUGGAAACAUAAGUGGAAGUGGAAGUGGCCGUGGAUGUGGAAGUGGAAACAUAAGUGGAAGUGGAAGUGGAAACAUAAGUGGCGGUGGAAGUGGAGGUUUUAUGAGAAAUGUUGGAGGAGGACAGCAUCCAACAAGUCCAGCGGAUCGUCCCAGAGGCUGGUUCCCCCGGAGGUGUGCGGUUGAAGAGGUGGGAGGGGUGGUGGAAGGUGGGGAGGGGUGCGGGGGAGGCAGGGAGAAACAGGAGUAGAGGAAGAGAGGGAGGAGAGACAGUGGAGAGAUGUAGAAGGAAGUGGAGAGAGAAGAGCAGAGGAGGAGUAGGAGAGGGAGAGGAGAAGAGAAAAGGAGGAGAGGAAAGGAGAGGAGAGAGAAGAAAGAGGGAGAAGAGAACGACGUCAGGAUUGAAUGUCAGCACUCUAUGCCUCUUCGACUGGUAGCGACGCUGGUGGGUCACUACUAAAUCACUAGUUCAUAUACCGCUCACUAGGUGGCAGUGUAUGACGUCGCCCGUUACUGCCGACCACAGGCACAGUUGUGACCCGUCUUGGCCCGAGACUGGAGGUCGGGCUGGUUUUGCCGACGAAGCAGUUGUCCCAACUGCUCGGCCAGAGUUGCCAGGUGCUGCCAGUUAAAGUUGCCAGGCGUUUGCCCGGUUUGCCAGAUGCGUUUGCUGACGUGGGUGAUCUCUAUUUGAAGUCGUGUUUACCAAAGGGUGUGUCCUAUAUGGUGUGUCGUGGUAUGUAGCGAUGCGUUGCUCGAGUGAGACUUGCGACUUCAUUGCCAUGACAACUGGUGGUGAGUCUUGUGAUUUGACGGGUGACUUUACAACAAGAGUGGACCAGUGUUUGAAAUGUGUUCGACUUCUUAUUAUUUCAAGACACUACGAUUCAACUCAAAAUUAGCUCCAGUCUGACAAACGUAGGAAGGCACGGAUUUAAAGUACAGCUGUUAUCUAUUUACUUUCCUGGAUUUCUCUAUACGCCCAACAACUUUGUUAACAAAAUUUCAAACACAUCAGACUAUCUGCAGCGGCUAUUUCACGCGUUUAGUAUUCAAGGCGCUUUAACGCCGUUCUUUUCUUAUAUUUGCCAGGCUAAUCUCGGAUGUGUUUUCGGGUGUUGUUUGUGAGUUUUGAGUGGUUUCAUGAAUCAUUUUACUAUUGACACAAACAGCUGGCAUGUUUGUGUCAAUUCAAGGCGUGUUUGUGCAGUGUUUGUCUCCACGAAGUGACGUGUUUGUUUGUUGGUAUAUAAAUAGUAAUCGUCAUAGUGCCUUCAGUGUUUAGAUCAGGUUUCUGCCAUUCCAAUAUCGAUGUAGCAAUACUUGAUGUACGGUUGAUAAAUCGCUUUACUGAGAAUAGUAAUUGCUUUUGAAAACCAUCGCUCUAGUUAUAUACGACGUGUGGUUGUUGAAACGUUACGUUGAUCGUGGCUUCCUUUGGAAAUUUCGUUAUGUUCGUUAAUCAUUACCAAAUGUGUGACU